Echinops telfairi (small Madagascar hedgehog) is the source of this 2471-nucleotide messenger RNA. RefSeq names its product EH domain containing 3 (gene EHD3). Gene Ontology annotation, biological process: endocytosis; endosomal transport. The record is from RefSeq and is a predicted model, not a curated record. Lineage: Eukaryota; Metazoa; Chordata; Mammalia; Afrosoricida; Tenrecidae. The coding region runs from base 783 to 2390 and encodes 535 amino acids. The transcript has 6 exons. Gene Ontology annotation, molecular function: calcium ion binding; GTP binding; protein binding. Gene Ontology annotation, cellular component: cytoplasm; plasma membrane.
UGUAAUCCACCACGUCAUCCGAGCAGCAAAGGUGGGGUAGGUUCUUCCAGCUUCAUCAGCGUCCCUGAGAGGGCGCGGUACCCAAAUCAACCCUCCAGAGGCGGGGACUGAAACCACGGAGCUUCCCCCUGCGCUCAGCAUCCCUGCCAGGGCCCUGCGCAGCUCAGAAUCACAAGCUGGGCGCCUGCCCAUAGACAUGGCGACGCCCUGCUCAGCUUCUCUCCGCGGAGCUUGUGGGGCCGUUCUGGCCUUGCCAGUACUUGGGGACUUCCUCCGCGAGCCAGCUUCCUGCGCCGCUGGCAUUUAAGCCGGCACCUCAGGCUGCGGGAUGCCACUGCAGAAGUGGAACGGCGCGCUGGUUGCCCGGAGAAGGAGCGGAGCCCGAGCAUCCCUGAAACACUGCAUCCCAGGCUGAGCCGCGGAGGGCGAAGGGAGAAGUCCAGGACGCUGUCAUCUGACAGUUUUAAUUGCAGGGUUGACUUUCAAUCCCACGAUCGCAACUUGCCCGCUGCACCCUCCGAUUAUUUUCCCUCCGACCUGGUGAAGAAGGGCUGCGUCUCUGGAGCCGCGGGAGAGGGCGCGCCCGGUCCCGCUCUGUCGCCCUAAGGACCUCGAGCCGCGCGCCCCGGCCAUGGUGCAGCCGAGCCCGGCGCUCCGGUGAGGCGGCGGGCCGGCCCUGCAGGCGCCGUCCCGGGGAAACCGAGGGUCGCGGGGACCGGGCACAUUCCCGCUGGGGCAGUGCGCACCCGGGGCAGGGGGCCCAUCGGGCGGCGGCGGCCACGAUGUUCAGCUGGCUGGGGAGCGACGACCGCCGGAGAAAGGACCCCGAGGUCUUCCAGACGGUGAGCGAGGGACUCAAGAAACUCUACAAGAGCAAGCUCCUGCCGUUGGAAGAGCACUACCGCUUCCAUGAGUUCCACUCGCCCGCCCUGGAGGAUGCUGAUUUCGACAACAAGCCCAUGGUCCUGCUGGUGGGCCAGUACUCCACAGGGAAGACCACUUUCAUCAGGUACCUGCUGGAACAGGAUUUCCCAGGCAUGAGAAUUGGACCCGAGCCCACCACGGACUCCUUCAUUGCAGUGAUGCAAGGAGAGGUGGAAGGGAUCGUCCCUGGGAAUGCUCUGGUGGUGGAUCCUAAGAAGCCCUUUAGGAAACUCAACGCCUUUGGUAAUGCCUUCUUGAACAGGUUUGUGUGUGCCCAGCUGCCCAACCCUGUGCUGGAGAGCAUCAGCGUCAUCGAUACGCCCGGGAUCCUCUCCGGGGAGAAGCAGAGGAUCAGCCGUGGCUAUGACUUCGCAGCCGUCCUCGAGUGGUUUGCCGAGCGGGUCGACCGCAUCAUUCUGCUCUUCGACGCCCACAAGCUGGACAUCUCCGAUGAGUUCUCCGAGGUCAUCAAGGCCCUCAAGAACCACGAGGACAAGAUGCGGGUGGUCCUAAACAAGGCCGACCAGAUCGAGACCCAGCAGCUGAUGCGGGUCUACGGGGCUCUCAUGUGGUCCCUGGGCAAGAUCGUGAACACCCCAGAGGUGAUCAGGGUCUACAUCGGCUCCUUCUGGUCCCAUCCCCUGCUCAUCCCUGACAACCGGAAGCUCUUUGAGGCCGAGGAGCAGGACCUGUUCAGAGACAUCCAGAGUCUGCCCCGAAAUGCUGCCCUGCGCAAGCUCAAUGACCUCAUCAAGAGAGCCAGGCUGGCCAAGGUCCAUGCCUACAUCAUCAGCUCUCUGAAGAAAGAGAUGCCCUCCGUGUUUGGAAAGGACAAUAAGAAGAAGGAGCUGGUGAGCAACCUGGCUGAGAUCUAUGGCCGGAUUGAGCGCGAGCACCAGAUCUCACCUGGAGACUUCCCCAACCUUAAAAGGAUGCAGGACCAGUUGCAGGCCCAAGACUUCAGCAAGUUCCAGCCCCUAAAAAGCAAGCUGCUGGAGGUGGUGGAUGACAUGCUGGCGCACGACAUUGCUCAGCUUAUGGUGCUGGUGCGCCAGGAGGAGAGCCAGCGGCCGGUGCAGAUGGUCAAGGGAGGAGCCUUCGAGGGCACGCUGCACGGCCCCUUCGGGCAUGGCUAUGGGGAGGGGGCUGGCGAGGGCAUCGAUGAUGCCGAGUGGGUGGUGGCCAGGGACAAGCCCAUGUACGACGAGAUCUUCUACACCCUGUCGCCGGUGGACGGCAAGAUCACGGGCGCCAACGCCAAGAAGGAGAUGGUGCGCUCCAAGCUGCCCAACAGCGUCCUGGGCAAGAUCUGGAAGCUGGCCGACAUCGACAAAGAUGGCAUGCUGGACGACGAGGAGUUUGCACUCGCCAACCACCUCAUCAAGGUCAAGCUGGAGGGGCACGAGCUGCCCAACGAGCUGCCUGCUCACCUCCUGCCCCCCUCCAAGAGGAAAAUCCUGGAGUGAUGGCGCGGGGCAGGCAGGGAACCGGAGGGGCGGUGAGCUGCGCGCGCACACUUGCACCCACAGAUCGCGAGAAUCGCAUUG